Messenger RNA from Trypanosoma conorhini, 1533 nucleotides. RefSeq names its product glycosyl transferase family 2. Lineage: Eukaryota; Euglenozoa; Kinetoplastea; Trypanosomatida; Trypanosomatidae. The transcript has a single exon. The record is from RefSeq and is a predicted model, not a curated record. The coding region runs from base 1 to 1533 and encodes 510 amino acids.
AUGUGCAGCUCCGUCGUAAAGCUGCGGUCCUUCGUGGCCCUCCUGCUCCUCGCCGCCGCUCUUCCGUUGAGCCUUCUCAGUGUCGUCGAGAGGGCCGCGCCCUCCGAGGACGGGCUAAUGUCUGACUUCUGGCAGUUGCAGCAGAAGUGCGGCCCACGGUGGCUGGGCGGCUCUCACGGGGCGAAGAACAGGGGCGUGACGUUGGCGCUGCAGUGGACGGGGGACUCCGGUGCGGUGACGCUUCGGAGCGCCCCCAGCUCCUACCUGGUGUGCAGUGGCGGAAGAGCCUUUUUCGUCAUCCGCGCCGCCGUCACCGCGUCGGAGCUGUGGAGGCCGCGCGUCUUGCGUGGCGACGCACUUGUUCUCGAGUCACGCGCCAACGGCCGCUACCUGCGUCUCCGCGGCGGCGCGUUGAGUUGCGACACCGAUUCGGUGAAGGAUGCAACGCGGUGGAAGCUGCGUGCGCCCAAACAACGCGCCUGCCUCUCUGCAAGCGUGUUGGCGGAGAACCAAACAUCUGCGGUGGCCUGUUGGUCGGCCAUUGAGCGGGAGAGGGGCGCGUACCCCAUGAUUCUCUUCGGCACACUGAAGCCGUUGAGGCGAGCUGCGCCGAGCAAUGCCUCGGACAUGUUCGACCCCUUUAUUAUCGCGAAGCGGACGUUGAUAAACUGGGCGCGGCUUCCCAGGGUGCAGCCUGUGGUGCUGACCGACGACGCGUUGUCACAAAAUGUCAUUCAUUCUGUGAACGUCGAGCAUGCGGGCCAGCACGGCUUCACCCCGAUCGACAUCAUCGGUGAGUUUGAGCUUCAGCAAGACUAUCGUCUGCCGACCUACCGCGGGUUGUUCCGGGCGGUGAUUGGUAGAUACCCCCUCGCAGAGGCUAUCAUGUACUCGAACAUGGACAUUCUCUAUACCUCUUCUCUGGCAAGGACGGUCGACGCCGUGCGGAGUGUCUACGAGGGGGAGAGGCCUAAGAACCCGUCACGGCGAGGGUGGUUCGUCGUGGGACGCCGCAUCAACGUGAAUGUUCCAGCAGACUGGUCCAUGGAAGGGCGGGUCUGGGAGCCAAGAAUGGAGCACGGGCUCAAGCCGUCUGGAGACAUGUUCGGCCCGGACGCAGAGGAUUACUUUAUCGUGCAUCCGAAGCUCUUUAACUGGGGCGAGCUGCCCCCUUUCAUUGUGGGGGGCAUCGUGUUUGACAACUGGCUGACCUCGCAGGCGGUGCGUCUGCACCUGGCGGGCCAGGCGCUGGCAGUCGACGCCACCAGGACCCUGACGGCGAUCCACCAGAAUCACGGGAAGGACGUCUUUGCGAGUGCGCUGAAGCCAAAGUCUGCCUUCAACCUGGCGCUGAUGAAAGCCAACGGCGGAAUGCCCCACCGUCUCACCACGAGCUGCCCCCGUUACACGCGGGAGGAGAGCCUUUGGAGGUCCAUGGUGGUCGCACGCAGGAAGGUGCCCCGACCCGAGAAGGUGUUGCCCAACUACGCGACAACCAUGGCCAACGCCGCGACCGGCGCCUCCCCCAAGUAG